Messenger RNA from Neoarthrinium moseri, 4998 nucleotides. RefSeq lists its product as uncharacterized. The transcript has 2 exons. Lineage: Eukaryota; Fungi; Ascomycota; Sordariomycetes; Amphisphaeriales; Apiosporaceae. Gene Ontology annotation, molecular function: protein binding; lyase activity. Bases 1 to 4998 code for a protein of 1665 amino acids. Gene Ontology annotation, biological process: positive regulation of TOR signaling. The record is from RefSeq and is a predicted model, not a curated record.
AUGUAUAAUCAGGGCAAGAUCAUGCGCCGCUUGCUGGGCCGGCCGGCCACCGAAUCGACUUCCAACGACGGCGCUCUCGGUCCGACCAGCUCGCCCGUUCCGCUGUCCUACCGACCCAAUGCCUCCCAGGACGCCGUCUACGCCGCGGGCGGGCCCGUCGCGUGCUUGGACAAGUCCGCCGACGGCCACUUUGCCGUCCUCGGCGGCCGCCACGUGCUGAGGACGGUGCAGAUCGAUGGGUCCAACAUCAAAGCCGGUGUCGACGUACGCGCUGUCAUCACGUCGCAGCCGAACACAAAGCCCGGCACGUCAACGACCAUAUCCGAUCAGCUGUCCAUCAAGGACGUCAAAUGGGCUUCUAGCCCGAGCGGCGAGCCCACCCUCUUCACCGCGUGCGCCAAUGGCCGGAUAUUCACCUACAACAUCAGUCGGCUGGGCUCUGCCACCCCGGGAGGAUCGGGGCUGGAGUUCAUCCAGAUCCGCGAGGAUUCGCGCCAGGUGAACAAGUUGGAUAUCAACCCCCACCGGAGCACCUGGUUGCUCUCGGGCAGCCAGGACGGCAUAGUGCGAUGCUUCGACGUCAAGGCUCCUGUCACCAAUAGGAGCGGCCAAGCCACCUUCCGCACCUUCCAAGCCUUCAAAUGCAAUGCCGAGGGCAUCCGCGACGUCAAGUGGUCGCCCAAGGACGGCAUGGUCUUCGCAUGCGCAACCGAGUCGGGCGCCGUCUUGAAAUGGGAUAUACGAAAGGCAAACCAACCCCUGCUGAGGAUCAACGCCCACGACCCUACGCGGGGCACCUCCUCCAUCUCCUGGCAUCCCGAUGGCGAGCACCUGAUCAGCGCCGGCAUGGACGGGAAGUGUCAUGUGUGGGACAUGUCCAAGACUGCGGACAAGAAACAGAAGCCAAAGUGGACCAUCUCAUCACCCGCCCCGGUGGCUGUCGUAUCUUGGCGCCCGGCCCUGUGGUCUGCUACAGCCCAAGGGAGGAGAGCAGCACAGAUUGCUGUCUCCUACGAAUCUGGUAGCGCGCACAACAGAUAUGGCAUCAACGCCGUCCAUAUCUGGGACUUUGGCCGGCCAACGAUGCCGUUCAAGGAAAUCGAUCGGUUCGAUGCCUCUCCAAGUUCAUUACUGUGGCACGGCCAGGACCUGCUCUGGACCGCGGGUAGCGAUGGGCUUUUCACCCAGUGUGAUGUCGCAUAUGCUUCCAAGGUCAUCGAUCGCCAGCCGCUGUCAAGCCUCGACUUCUCGCCCCGUGGGGACGUGCUGAUGUUCCUCGAAGAACGAGUACAUCCAGAAAGGUCGCGGCCCUCCGCAGUCACCCAGGACUCUCUGCCAACACCCUCGUAUAGCUCAAGUCCAAGCACACAGAUGCUUAGCAUCAGCCGCAGCGACUCGGAGGAGGACGUGGUUGGGAGUUUUCUGGGCCCCAGGCGACGCGGCAGCAAGAAGCGCGGCACUAGUAGUCGCCCUGCUCUCAGUAGUACGCCCCCGUCUGGGUCUGGGAGUGAGGAACCCGUUAUACCACUGGAGCAAUCCAUAAAUCUUACUGGGACUUUUAGACCUCAGCAGGUGAUGGCUAUCGGCCGCGCUCCUGCAACCGCUAAGCCGAGUGUUUACCAAUAUCUUUCAAUUCAUUACUUGGAGACUCUUCAGAGAAAUUUGCCAUUCCUUCCAGGCGGGCCACCACUCAACCAGCGGGUUUCUGGCAUACUGGAACACUAUGCGCGCGCAGCAGAGAAUGUCAGCCAAAUUAGAUUGGCUCAGACCUGGCGAGUCCUGGCAUAUGCGUUCGACCUCCUUCUGACGAGACGGGCACAGUAUCAUUUAGAAUUUCGUACCAUGCGACGCAAAACCCCCAGGUCUCCCAGCCUCAAGCACCGGUCUGAAUCAAGGACGAGCCUUUUGAGUCUAGAAAGAGCAAUCCAGCAUCGAGACCGAGCAGGAGGCGAGGAGACACCGCGAAAGCCGUCUUCGGUCGCCACGACAGAUAACAACCACAACCUAGGGCAGUCCCUCCUUUCUCUUACAGAAGCUGACAGCGAGUCGAAUGUGCCUACACCGCUAGCUCGUCCAGUGCGGGAAGAUGGGUCCGAACAUGACCAAUUUUUCCCUGGCAAGGCGCUCACGCCUGUCCAAGAGAUCAAUAGCUUCACGUUGCCGCCUGCUUUCCAGAGUGAAGUGGAACGACCAAGUUUACGGCAGAGACUGGAUUCUACUCCGCUUUCUGUCGCCAGCCAGGAGAGUCAAGUAUCUAGCACGGAGGGCUAUGAUUUCUAUGAUCUCGAAUCGGUAGACACCAUCCCCCAAGCUAUAGACGUGCCAAAGAAGAAAGAGCCGCUUUCACUGGACUAUAUCGGCCCUAAAACUCCCAACAGCAAAAAAAUUACACUAGGGAGGCAUGAUUCGGAUGAGAGUUUUGCGCAGAUGUUCUCAAUAUCCGAUGGUAGUCGGCAGACAGCUGAAAUGGGAUCGUUCAGCAGUAGUUUACGUCAUGUUAUCAACCAGUCCGAUGAGACUCUCAGUUCCACUCAGUCGUCCGUGGAGGAGUACCAGAGCCGCAUCCGUGGGAAGCAACUCCAAGAAUCACCCGAAGCACAACAUCACUUACCAAAGGCCUUGAAAAGGGAGGACUCAGGUAGCUUGAGUGGAGAAGUGUUUAUGAUAUCGCAGACGACGGCGGAUAGCGGUGACAUAGAGGUUUAUCCCGAUCUGUCACAGCAGCCUUCACAACAGUCUCUGGAACUGUCACCAGUUCAGCUAAAGGUCAAGCAGCCUGCUUCGCCUCGCAAGACAUCCAACGAACGUUUAGCUCUCGAAAGGCCUGAAGACCACACCUCUACGACGAUCACAGAGACUGACUUCAUGCCAUGGCCUGAAGAUCCCCCUUACCCCUUUCCGAUCUCCACCGAUGCAGAGAAUAAGCACAAAUUGCCACCUUUCAAGCCGUACGAGCUUCUAUCUAGAGCAUUGUCUUUCGAAGCCAAACAUUCAGCUUUGAAUGCCUCAGCAAUCAUCCUUCUUUUGAAGCCUCUAGUUCCAGACGGGGUCAUCGACUCCCAUCAGGCUACGGCUAUCCUUCGACAUCAUCAUAGUCGACUUAUGGGUCAGAGACUCUUUGUCGAAGCUGCAUUACUUCGAAACUUGGCCGUCGGGGACUGGCCCGAGGGGUUGGACGUCUGGGGUGAUAACUAUGGCUCUAUCUUCCUGCCGGCGCAGGAACGGGUCUCUGCGAGCUUUGCAUGCCCACAGUGCCACAAGCCACGGGAAGUCGAUCCCAGAGCUGAUGGACCUGGUAUAUGGAAAUGUGAACGCUGCCACGCCAGCAUGGGGCCGUGUGCUAUAUGCCGGCACCGAGAUCCGACUCAGGCUACCCUUCCAUCCAUGCCGUUGGCCAAAGGCCUUGCUCACCUUGCAGCAUCACAGGAUGAUGUAAUUCUUUCAACCUGGUGGUACUGCCCGGGCUGUGGACAUGGAGGUCACGCCGCCUGUCUCCAAGGCUGGCAUUCACCUGUGGCAAUGCCUCGAUCUAGCAGCGGGACAUCAACACCAGGCACCCCAGCCAUACAAGACGGGGCUUAUCCUGAGACCUUGAGCGAUGGGUGCUGCCCACUCGAUGGCUGCGGGCAUGCUUGUCUUCCCGGCAAGUGGCGUAACGAAACGAGCACUGCUCGCACUGAGGAACUUGGGCGCGCAGUUCGGGAACAAACAAGAAAUUCAUUUCCAGUUUUGAAACAGGGCGAUCCUCGCAGCAGAGCAUACGACACAGAAGUGUACGCCGGAUCUGCGCCUGCUGUGAUAGGUGGUGUCCGAAGUGAUAUUGUCGAAGUAUCGCAGAGCAAGGCGGUGGAAGGUGUGCGGGAAGCUCUCGCGAAUUCGGGCAUCGGUGACAGCAGCUCUGCCGAAGAUCCCGCCAGGCUAUCGCGUGCCCCAGGUGGAAUAUUGAGCGUUCUCAGCUCCAGUCCUGGACGAUCAAGCAGCUUCGGUUCCGGGCCAGAAGGGGCUAAACUUGGUGAUAGAAUUGAUCGGGAGAGGCGAAAGAGCGUCAAAUUUGCUGGAGCUACCGAUGAUCGGCUGACCCUAUUUGACCCUGAAAGCGAUGCACUGCUGCCUGAGGACCAGUCAAAGUACUAUGCGCACCUGUCGCGCAGUGGCUUGGCCGGGCUCGUGGUUCUCGGCACCAACGCCGAGACCUUCCUGCUGACGCGCGAGGAGCGCGCACAGCUGCUCUCGCUUGCCCGGAAGGCAGUCGGCCCGGACUUCCCCAUCAUGGCGGGCGUGUCCGGGCACUCGACGGCGCAGGUGCUGGAGUUCAUCGCCGACGCCAAGGCCGCCGGUGCCGACUACGGCCUGCUCCUGCCGCCGGCGUACUUCGGCAAGGCCAGCACGCCGGCCGUGGUGGAGCGCUUCUUCGACGACGUGGCCGCGCGCUCGCCGCUGCCCCUCGUCAUCUACAACUUCCCGGGCGUCUGCAACGGCGUCGACCUCGACAGCGCCCUGAUCGCCCGCCUGGCCCGCCGCCACCCGCGCCGCAUCGUCGGCGUCAAGCUGACCUGCGGCUCCGUCGCCAAGAUCACGCGCCUCGCGGCCGAGCUGCCGCCCGCCGACUUCGCCACCUUCGGCGGCCAGAGCGACUUCCUGCUGGGCGGGCUCGCCGUCGGCAGCGCCGGCUGCAUCUGCGCCUUCGGCAACGUCUUCCCCCGCACCGUCGCCGAGGUCUACCGCCUCUGGCACGAGGGCAAGGUUCAGGAGGCCCGGGCGCUGCAGGGCAAGCAGGCUCUCGCCGAGCAGUCCAUCAAGGCCGGCAUUGCCGUGACCAAGUACGCGGCUGCCGUCUUCACGGCGCCCAAGGCCGGCAUAGAGAACCCAGAGCCCAAGUUCCGCCCCCGGCGGCCGUACGAGGCUCCUGCGGAGGCCGUUCAGGAGGCCUUGAAGAAGGCAAUGGAAGAGGUGUCAGUGAUCGAAGAGGCUUUGGACAGGCGAGCCAGUGACGCUUAG